CUUAAAGAGGAAGUUGAACGCUUGGUUGAAAGUGAAAAAAUCAAGCCUAGACAUCAUCCAGGAGUUUUGAAAAGACAAAUGAUUACAUUACCUGACUGGGUUAUCGAUGCCAUGCGUCUAAACUUAGAAGAUACCGAUAAAAAACGGCUUUUUCAAGAGAGUCAACAAUUGUCACAGUAUUUAUUCAAUAGGCGUUUGCCAGCUGAAACUCAGGAUGUAAAAACAAAAUAUAAUGAAAUUGAAGGAAAAAUGUUGGAAAAAGUAAUAGAUACAUUGACACCAGAAGAGCUUGAAGAGAAACGUAAAAUGAUCAAAACAAAAGUGAUAAAAAAAGUAAAAAAUGAAAUAUAUGAUUGGAAAGCCUUGCAAUUUACCAAGUAUCAAGGUUUGAUGUACAUGAUUUCACGUAGCACAGCUGAAUAUUCUGUGCUUGUAAAGAUUUUUGAAGAAAUUAAAAACAGAGAUCCAGAAUUUGUUCCUCAGGCAAUAUUCGAUUUUGGAUCAGGUGUUGGAACUGUCUUAUGGGCUGCUCUUAAUCAUUGGCCAAAUGGUAUAAGAGAAUAUGUAGGUAUAGAUAUUUCCAACCAAAUGCAUGAUCUUUCAGAAAAUAUUAUGAAGCACUCGCCUACAAAAGUAAGGGGUGUUUUUCUCAGGCAGUACAUGCCAGUUACAGAAAUUGAACAUGACAUUGUUAUAAGUGCUUAUUCUCUCAUGGAAUUACCAAGCAUACGAAAUCGUUUAGAAAUCAUAGCUAGAUUAUGGAAAAAAACGAAUAAGUAUUUAAUUUUUGUUGAACAAGGGUCUCAAUCUGGUUUCAAAGAAAGUAUAGUGAUGAAUGAAGCCAGGAGUUUCAUAAAACACAUCAUGGAUAAUUUUGAGAAAUCUUGCAAAUAUUUCAUCUUUGCACCUUGUCCACAUGAAACUACGUGUCCAAGGUAUGCUGAAAACAAUUAUCCUUGUAACUUCAUAGUUCAGCAUGGAAAGUUGCCUUUAAUGGGUUCAUCUAGUCCUAAGCAGGAACUUUACACUUACAUAGUUUUUAAAAAAGGAGAACGCACCGAUCAAGAUAAUUGGCACCGUCUAGUGCGACCAACUAUUGUUCGUUCUAAACAUGUUCGAUGCCGAACAUGUUCUCCAAAUGGGCAGUUAGAAGAAAUUUUAUUUACACCAAAAAGACACGGAAAGUGGUGUUACAGAUGUGCUAAAGGAAGUAAAUGGGGUGAUCGACUUCCAAUAGACACAGUUAAAGAUGAAAGUAAUGAAAAUAUUAAUGCAUCCGAAAUUGAUGAAAAUGAGUCAGAAACAGACUCCGACACAGAAUGUGUAGAUGAAACAGAUUACGGAGAAAACGAUAAAUUAGAUGGUGAAGGUUCAUCUCAAAGUAAAAACUUUGAAGAGAAAGAAUUUGAAAGUCAAACAAAAUCUUCAAAUGAUAGUAAGGAAGUUUUGUCCAACUGUUACUCCUAA
This is a messenger RNA of Copidosoma floridanum, 1467 nucleotides long. Its product is annotated as ribosome assembly protein METTL17, mitochondrial. Gene Ontology annotation, molecular function: structural constituent of ribosome; methyltransferase activity. NCBI's taxonomy places the organism in Eukaryota, Metazoa, Arthropoda, Insecta, Hymenoptera, Encyrtidae. Gene Ontology annotation, cellular component: mitochondrial small ribosomal subunit. Gene Ontology annotation, biological process: translation. The record is from RefSeq and is a predicted model, not a curated record.